AUGGUGGUGAACCAUGCUCAAACCCCGCUUGGUGUACGUACGAGGUCCAUGACUCUGGAACUCAAGCGUUUACAGAAGUUACCUGCUUCACCAUCAGCUGCAUCUGCAGCCAUUGGAGACGGUGGAUCCUAUCUGCAACUGAGGAGCCGUAGGGUGGAAAGGCUCUCACCAUUUGCUGCUAAAGCAAAAACCCGAAAGAUUCUCAAGGGUUCGACUUCAAAGAGCCAGGGAACCGGGCCAGCCAGUGUGAAUCAAGAAAGUGAGAAAGACAAGGGGAAGGGUCCAAUGCUGGAGGAGAAUGAAAAUGAGGAGAAAAACAAUAACCCUGAUGAUUUGAAGGUUAUGGAGUCCUCCUGGGGAGAGAAUAACUUGGAGGCUGAAAGUGCUGAGAGGGCCACAAGGGAGACCACACCAGUUCAUUUGAUUAGGGAUCCAAACGCUCUGGUUCUUCCCCCCUUUCCAAGCACCAGGCGUCGCUACACCCGCACCACAAGGGCCAAUCCAAGGCAGUUCAUUAACCCGGUAGAAGAUUACCUGAACGCAUUUUUUGGUGAUCUUCAAGAGAGGCAUAAAAACAAGUGCAUUGAGAAGUACAACUUCGACUUCAACAACGAAGAGCCGCUGCCUGGCCGUUAUGAGUGGGAGAAAUUGAUGCCUUAA
Molecule: messenger RNA, 660 nt
Organism: Coffea arabica (coffee)
Lineage: Eukaryota; Viridiplantae; Streptophyta; Magnoliopsida; Gentianales; Rubiaceae
Product: cyclin-dependent kinase inhibitor 4-like
Biological process (GO): negative regulation of cyclin-dependent protein serine/threonine kinase activity
Cellular component (GO): nucleus
Molecular function (GO): cyclin-dependent protein serine/threonine kinase inhibitor activity
Source: RefSeq, a predicted model, not a curated record